Messenger RNA from Toxorhynchites rutilus septentrionalis, 5154 nucleotides. Its product is annotated as probable multidrug resistance-associated protein lethal(2)03659. Gene Ontology annotation, cellular component: membrane. Gene Ontology annotation, biological process: transmembrane transport. Gene Ontology annotation, molecular function: ATP binding; ABC-type transporter activity; ATP hydrolysis activity. The record is from RefSeq and is a predicted model, not a curated record. Bases 399 to 4553 code for a protein of 1384 amino acids. The transcript is spliced from 7 exons. Lineage: Eukaryota; Metazoa; Arthropoda; Insecta; Diptera; Culicidae.
CUCAAAAGCCCUGUCGUGCACACCGCAAUGUAUUAUGGAGUGAACUACAUAAAGAGUCGUUCAGCCAUGUGUUAACAACUAUCUGAGCACUCACACAUGAGCAAUCAUCAUCGUUCAAUUAUUAGUCUGGUUCAACUCAGAACCGAUAACAUCGGUUUGUUUGCAGGUUAACAACAGCUGAAAUCGUUCGAGUGGAACGCUACUUCAAAUUGGUUUCCACGCAGGGGGUGUGCAAUUUGACACUGACCGUCACAAGCAAGCAGUGUGGCAAGGCCACUUGGUGAUGGUCAAUUUCCGCGGAAAACGCGUGUUUUCACGAUCAUUAACAACUCACUGAUAGGCUAGACUGUGUGGGAAAACUUGACACCGGAAAGCCGGUGAGGAAAUUGCACUGAACCAUGGAGACGAACAAACCGGCCGAACUACCGGUAUGCCCCGCCGAGAACGCCAGCUUCCUGUCGUACAUAAUGUUCGGCUGGGUGAUACCUAUUUUCUACAAGGGCUCCAAAAAAGAACUCGGUCCCGAAGAUCUCUACCAGCCGCUGAAAACACACAAAUCUAGCAAUCUGGGCAAUCGGCUCUGUCAUGCGUGGGAGGAAGAGGUGGCAAACAAACGGGCGAAAGGCAAGGAACCAAGCCUCAUGCAAGCUGGAUUCAAAGUAUUCGGCUGGAAUAUUGUGCGGCUCGGUUUAGUACUGCUGGUGUUGGAGUUAGCAUUCAAAGUUACUCAGCCGAUCUUUUUGGGUGCCUUAGUGGCUUACUACUCGAAGCAAAACGGCGACGUUAAUGAGGCUUACCUGUAUGCGGCAGCAGUGGUGCUAUGCAGUGCAAUCAGUGUUCUGUUCAUGCAUUCCUACAUGCUAUCACAGCUUCAUUUGGGUAUGAAACUGCGCGUCGCCGCGUGCAGUAUGAUCUACCGGAAAUCGUUGAGACUAAGCAAAACCGCCCUGGGAGAUACCACCGCCGGACAGGUGGUGAACCUGCUCUCGAACGACGUCGGUCGGCUUGAUUUGGCAGUACUGUUUGUGCACUAUCUUUGGGUUGGUCCUCUGGAGACCGUCAUCGUGACCUACCUGAUGUACAGAGAAAUUGGAAUCUCGGCCAUAUUUGGGGUGAUAUUCCUGCUGCUAUUUAUUCCCCUGCAAGCAUAUCUGGGCAAGAAAACGUCGAUAUUGCGCCUGCAAACGGCACUGCGGACGGACGAACGAGUUCGGCUGAUGAACGAAAUUAUCCAGGGCAUUCAGGUGAUAAAGAUGUACACCUGGGAGAAGCCGUUCGCCAAGCUGGUUUCCAUGGCGAGAAAAAAAGAAAUAAAAGUGAUCCGCUAUGUGUCCUAUAUUCGUGGCAUCUUGCUGUCCUUCAUCAUGUUCACAACCCGUGUUUCGAUCUUCAUCAGCUUAGUUGCGUACGCGCUGCUGGGAAACUUCGUGACAGCGGAAAAGGCCUUCACCAUCACGGCGUACUAUAACAUUCUGCGGGCGACGAUGACCAUCUUUUUCCCUCAGGGAAUAGCACAGUUUGCUGAGGCGGUGGUGUCCGUGCGCCGAAUCCAACAAUUUCUGACCUACGAAGAAGUGGAAGGUGCUCUGGGGGUUUCAAUGACGGACCCCGAUAAGGGUGAUGACGGUGAUGAUUCGAUGGGAAGUAGCGAUGAGGAUGGUGUGAGUACGGGGAAAGAAGUGACAGGGAAGAUAAAGCAGUCCGAAUCGGAUGGAUUGAAGGAGAAUUCCACAACGGUGGAUCACCUUUCCGAGGCCGGAGUAAUAGUCGAUUCCGUUACUGCCCGGUGGGAUCCCAAGGCGACGGAAUAUACCCUGGAAGGAGUGAAUUUACACGUGCAACCUGGUACAUUGGUGGCAGUUAUUGGACCUGUUGGUGCCGGGAAGUCUAGUUUAAUGCAUGCUAUCUUGGGAGAGCUUCCACUCGAGGGUGGUAGCAUUAAAGUGAAUGGAGAAAUAUCGUAUGCCUCUCAGGAACCAUGGCUGUUUUCCGCCUCGAUUAGACAGAAUAUUCUGUUCGGUUUACCGAUGCAGAAGGAACGAUAUAAAAAGGUGGUGAAGACAUGCGCUUUGGAACGAGAUUUUCAGCUGUUUCCCAAUGGUGAUAAGACGAUCGUGGGUGAGAGAGGAGUUUCACUUUCUGGAGGACAGAAAGCUCGUAUAAGCUUGGCUCGCGCAGUUUACCGACGUGCCUCGGUAUACUUACUAGACGAUCCUUUAAGUGCUGUCGAUUCUCACGUAGGACGGCAUUUGUUUGAUCACUGUAUGCGAGACUAUCUCAAGGGAAACAUUGUUAUCUUGAUCACCCAUCAAUUGCAAUACCUGCAAAAUGCUGAUCAAAUUGUGAUUCUCAAACAUGGACGAGUGGAAGCCGUUGGAUCGUACGAUAGUCUGCGUGAGUCUGGUUUAGAUUUUGCCCAGCUUCUGGCCGCACCGUCUGGUAAGGAGGAAGACGACAGCACCGAUACGGAGUCAUUCAAAAAGUCGGGUAGCCUGUACAGACGACAAAGCAGUGAAUCCAGUAUGGAUUCCGCUGCUGCUGCUGAUGGAGAAUCCUCCGAGCCUGCAAUCAAUGAAGAAAAACGGCAGAAAGGUUCUAUUGGAUACGGAAUAUACAGAGCGUACUGCAAAGCCAGUGGGGGCUACACGGUUGUUUUCUUUCUAAUGGUAGCAUUCAUCCUGUCUCAGCUAGCCGCCUCCGGCGGUGACUAUUUUUUGACCUAUUGGGUGAACAAAGAAGAAACACGAGUGAUUGCUACCGGUUUGUCCGCUACAGAUGAGACUAACAAUACGGCAUCAACACUCAACAUGAGCAAUAAUGGAACGGUGCUUGAGAGUAACAAUGGAACCGGAAAUGCUGUGUCAAACAUCUUCAAAGAAUUGUUCAACGCGUUUCAGGGGCUCGCUGAUUCGGACAAUGAUGAGCGAUACAUUGAUAUUUACAUAUUCACCGGAUUGACCGUUGCGACAGUAGUCAUCACAUUGGGCAGAAGUAUGUUCUUCUUCCAGGCUGCAAUGCGCGCAUCCCGUAGGUUGCAUGAUGCAAUGUUCGAUGGUGUGACUCGCGCGACCAUGUUCUUCUUCAACACGAAUCCAUCGGGACGAAUUCUGAACCGCUUUUCGAAAGAUAUGGGUCAAAUCGACGAGUAUUUGCCCUCAGUCACGGUGGAUGUGAUUCAAAUAUUUUUGUCACUGCUCGGGAUUGUUGUGGUGGUCGCUAUCGUCAAUCCAUACAAUCUGAUACCGACGGUUGUAAUCGGAAUCAUCUUUUAUUUCAUGCGCGAGUACUACCUGCUGACGUCUCGUAACGUGAAACGCGUUGAGGCUACCACACGAUCUCCAAUCUACUCCCACCUGUCGGCUUCCCUCUCGGGACUUUCGACCAUUCGUGCCUUUGGAGCGGGAAGAGUCCUCGUUCGUGAGUUCGAUGGUUAUCAGGACCUGCACAGUUCCUCGUUCUAUCUCUUCAUAUCGACAUCACGCGCCUUCGGUUUCUAUCUGGACGUGUUCUGUGUUAUCUAUAUCGCAAUCGUUACGCUAACAUUCUUCGUGGACGGCAAUAGCGGCGGUAAUGUGGGUCUAGCCAUCACCCAGGCCCUCGGGAUGACCGGAAUGGUACAGUGGGGAAUGCGACAAUCGGCAGAAUUGGAGAACACGAUGACCUCGGUGGAACGCGUGGUAGAAUACGAUAACGUUGAUCCAGAACCAGCGCUGGUAGCUAAGGACGAUAAGAAACCACCGAAAGAAUGGCCCCAGGAAGGCCGCGUUAAGUUCGAGAAGCUCUCACUGAGAUACCAUCCGGAUCCCGACAAGGAUCGGGUUCUCAAAGAGCUAGAAUUCGAGAUUCAACCACGUGAAAAGAUUGGAAUCGUUGGGCGCACUGGAGCUGGCAAAUCAUCACUUAUCAACGCACUGUUCCGACUGUCCUACAACGAAGGAUCGAUACUUAUCGAUAGCCAUGAUAUUCACGAGAUGGGUUUACAUGAUCUCCGCGGAAAGCUAUCAAUUAUUCCGCAAGAACCGGUUCUGUUCUCUGGUACGCUACGUUACAACUUGGACCCGUUCGACGAAUAUCCCGAUGAGAAACUGUGGCUCGCUUUGAAGGAAGUUAAGUUGGAAGCUGCUAUCAAUGAGUUGCCUUCGGGACUAUCUUCCAAGAUUAACGAAGGCGGUAGCAACUUCAGUGUCGGCCAACGUCAGCUGGUUUGUUUGGCUCGAGCAAUACUUCGGGAGAAUAAAAUCUUGGUGAUGGAUGAAGCUACAGCGAAUGUAGAUCCACAAACCGACAAACUAAUUCAGCAAACGAUCCGAGAAAAGUUUAACGACUGCACCGUGCUGACGAUUGCACAUCGUUUGAACACGGUUAUGGAUUCAGAUAAGGUGCUGGUAAUGGACGCCGGUCGUUGUGUUGAAUUUGGUACGCCGUACCAGCUGUUGACAGCUGGAAGCGGCCCGAGAAUCUUCUACGCCAUGGUCAAGCAAACCGGGAAAAGUACCUUCGAUAGUUUGUUUAAAAUUGCCAAAGAGGCUUACAACAAGAGAAAUCGAAUCUGAGCGAAUGCGAAAUAGUUCUUAUAUAUCACCAUCAUUAGAAACACAUUUGCACAAGUUGCAUAUCUCAUCACCUAUAGCUCGUAUCCCCAUAAGGUAUGUUUGAUAGAUUGUAGUUUAAAACAGAUAGCAUAUGUUUUCUACACUCGAGAACCGUGAAAGCCAAACAAGAAUCAAAGUUCAUGAAACUGUGCCUCAUAGAAAUAUAACAAGUGCUACUUAAGAACAAUGUUAGUUCUAGGAUUUGAAAUGUGCUUAUAAAAUAUUGAUUUGUGUUAAGUACAAAAUAUUGUAAUUACCCAUUCAGCAUGCUUGAGUUGAUGAAUAAAUGAUAUUCAUUAUACGUAAGACUGGUGCAGAAAUAAUAUUCUAAAUGUAAGCUAGAGAUACACACGGUGCACAAACUUAAAAAAGGUACUUAAAUUGAUCCUAUUUUUUCUACUUUUUUUUUUUGUUAAGUUUGUUUUUCUUUUACACAACAAAGUAUCAAUAGCAUGCGUUAAUGAUUUACAAAAGCGCACUUAUGAUUCUAAUUUUUUAUUUUUCGUCUUCAUUUGUACUCGUACCGAUUACGUUCUAUAUAUUAAAGGAGUGUUAAACUGUG